UUCCCUUUUGGUUUACACAACAGGCUCCCCAGCAACCUUCCUCCCCAUCAACAGAAUGGAAUCGAGACAGAAGGCAGAUCAACCCGCAACGGCGGAUAGGCGAAAGAAGCCUGAACAACCCCCUCAAGAACGCCCAGAGCCUAGAUACCACGUUUACAUCCGGCUCCCCUUCGACCGCGGCGACUUCGUCGACCCAGGAACUGUGAACUGGAGUGAGAAGAAGUCUGAGGCGCUAUGGAGCAUUCUAUCCGAUUCUCUAUCCGAUAAUGUUGACUGGUCCAAGCUCGCCGGCGAGUUCGAUGUGACCGUCGAUUUUCUCCUCCAGAUGGCCACCUACCUGACGGAGCGGCAUACCUCCCAACUCCGAGCGCACAUGCUGAAGGCUGCUGCCGCCAGGGGUUCCAACGCCCCAUCGCCAGUGCCUGGUGCUGAUCCUUCGGGGAGCUAUCAGAUCGCCGUAGACCCUACCAGGCGGGCCAGCCUAGGAGCCGGCCGCGCUCCAUCAUCUCUUUCGGUGCGCAAAGAUACUCCUCUACCGAUUCAGAAGAAUGAAGAGGACCACGCUGUUUCCGGUUCCACUGCCGCUGGGCUCUCGAUCAAAACCGCUCUCCCCGUUCGGCCGGAAAGCUCUCGAAACUCGUCCUCUAACACCACAGUCCCCACCUCCCAAAUCCAACCGAGCCAGUUUGGCGGUAGGCCAGGGACAGCCACCCGGUUAAGUGACCCCCAGCGACGCCGGCUUUCAUAUCUCUCGACUCCCCACACCCAACAAUCACCGCAACAGCGGCCACAAGAGGAAACCGACACCGAGAUCCCCCCAAGCCCAGUUGCCUCUACAUCAUCAUCAUCACCCUCUUCCUCAGUAUCUUCAGACAGUCCCGUCGAAAGCCGCAUCAUCCGUCGCCCGCCACGCUUCCCGUCUAAGGACCCCCGAACCGGUGGCAACAAUCCGUUCGGCGGCGGUGACGAUGAUGACGAUGACGACGGUGAGCUCGCCUUUCUCCCAUACAACCCCCAAGGCGGCCCCUCAGUCAACGGCACGGGAAGCAGCAGCGGUCAAGACUUGGGCGCUACACUGCGGGGGAACACUACCAUGCGCGAUCUUGCCGGGCGGGGUCGGCAGGCAGCAGCAGCAGCAAGCGACGAUGCCAGCCAGUCGCAGUCGCAGACGUCGGACUCAUCGAUCGGGUCGGCGGCUGUCGUCCAAGCCCCGCGGAGGCCAGCGACAGCGGGACCGACUACUGAUGGACGGCGGGCACCAGGCGUUGCUGGGGCGGGUGGCCACCAGCAGGGCCCGCUCUCACCGCGGCGGACGGCUGAGUUAGCUGCGGCGAGGGGCCCGGGAGGUAGUCGAGGGAAGGGAGCCUCCAGGGAGGGGAGUGAUGGAACCCCUAGUAUGGGGAGCAGUUUUAGUGAUUUGGAUGAUGCUUCGGUCACACAAUCGGCACUCGAGGAAGCCCUGGCCAGCCGUAUGCAGGAUGGCACGAUUGGUAGCCGGAUGAGUGUUAUAGGAGGCACCAUCGGACACGCCUUCAGGAGCCGGUACUUACCCAAGCCAAAUCGGCAAUAAGGCCCGGCCAACACGAUCGUCGCCGAAUAGGUAGUUCAUAUUUGGAAAGAUACGGAUUCCGGCGUUUAGGAUAUUUAGCGUUGUGUUUUCUGGCUUGCUUUUAGGUUUUGGGAAGGACCCCAGGCGCU
Messenger RNA from Chaetomium fimeti, 1698 nucleotides. RefSeq lists its product as uncharacterized. Gene Ontology annotation, biological process: autophagosome assembly. Gene Ontology annotation, cellular component: phagophore assembly site. NCBI's taxonomy places the organism in Eukaryota, Fungi, Ascomycota, Sordariomycetes, Sordariales, Chaetomiaceae. Bases 56 to 1570 code for a protein of 504 amino acids. The record is from RefSeq and is a predicted model, not a curated record. The transcript has 5 exons.